UGUCACUUUUAUUUAAUUUUUGCUUUUGUAUGGGUGGAGUGUGACAUUUUAACAUGGCUAAUGACGAUUUGUGUGUCCCAGGUCCCAGGCCAGGAUGUUGACUUUGAUUUCGUACCCAAAAACCAAACACUUAAAAGUUCUACAUCUAGUUUAAAUAAAAUUAUGAAAUUCUGUAUUCAUAAUAAUUAGUGUAAUACAAAAAUGACCCACACAAAAACCGAUAUCAUCUCCAAUAAAUUGCAAUUGGAGUUUAAUCCUUUAAAACUAACGAAAUGCGGUGAAAUACAAAUUAAUGACUGGUGUACGAAUGCUUAUAUAUUUUGCGCCUUUUGUUGCGACGACGGCGACCCUGAUAACAAAUACUUUACAACACUCCAAGAAUUUAUUGAUCACAUUCGUUGGCAUCGUUCGGAAUCGGAUGAUCGUGGAGAUUUAAAUUCGCCAAUCUUACAAAAUGGCAUUGGAAACAUUGGAUUCGAUGGACUAGAAGAUGACGCGCCUCCAAUUCAAGAGCCCGAGUUCUUGACUGAUUGGAUUGCCCCUCCUGAAGAAUUAUUUGCAUCGAAUACCAUAACAAAUUUUAUUGAAAUGGAACCGCAUCCACAUGAAAGUGAGUUAGUGGGUGUUAAUAAACCUGAAGUAGAGCAACAAGGCAAUGAGAAAAACACACCCAUGUCAAAGCCAACGCAGGUCGAGGAAGAUGUGUCGGAACUUACCGGGGAGGUAUUUAUUGAGUUGUUGGAUCUAUACAAAAAGUGCCCAUGUGUUUGGCACGAGCGUAUUGCAUCCACAACAAAUUCGGAUAUAAUAGACGGUGUCUACAAGCUACUGACUGCACAUUUCAACAAAUACGCCCAACAAUCUAAACCAGUUGACUAUGUGCGUCGCAUCCUAAUCCAAGUAAAGAAUUGCUUCCUGGAGGAGUACAAAGAUUUAAAACAGACUACGGAAGCUGAUUCUCUUCCGUGGUAUUAUCCCUAUCUAAGUUUUAUAUUGAACUGUGAUUCCGUUGACCUAGAUAAAAGUAUUUUUACAGAUUUUAUAUGCCCUAUAUGUACGUUAGACCUCAGUUCGCAAGAAGACCUAUGGAAUCACCUUAUGAAGUUUCAUAUUGAAUUGGCGAAACCCAAAGAAAUAGACAAUUCUGACGAUGUGAAUAAACCGCCCAGCAAUAAGUAUCCGGCAGAAGUAGUGGAUAAAUUCAUCGACCUGUACAGGUCGCAAACUUGUCUCUGGGAUAAGACUAAUAAGGAAUAUUAUUCCCGUUUGAUGCGUCGAAAAUCGUAUGAUCUUUUAUUGGAUAUCCUCCAUGAACAUGACCCGGAGGCCAACCAUGCUGAAGUUGGACGUAGAAUCAAUUAUUUAAAUGCUGAGUUAGCUAGCACUAAGAAAGAUGUUAUUACCUCCGAAAAUUGUUUAUCAAUACCAGACGAACAGAUCGAACUCUUUAUGGAGAAUAUAUCAGUGAAGAAAAAUCGAAAUCCGCCACCACAGCUUAAAGUGCGGCCAUGCAACUUUAGGAAGAAAAUAAGAAGUGGCAAGUGCCCCAUAUGCGCCACAUCCUUCAGCGAUCACGCGGCUUGGCUAACUCACAUGGAGUCGACUCAUACCAGUGAGGAUUUUCAAUCUAAGGAUGGUUUUUUUUAUUGUACUGUAUGCGGUUGGCAGAACAAGACCAAAAAGCUUCUCAUGCGUCAUCUGCGCAACAAGCACACGAAUAAUCUUCGUCGCUGCACCGACUGCAAUUUAGGAUUUCGUCUUUUAUCGCAGCUAGUUGAUCAUAGAGCCAAGGUACACAACGACUUCAAUCCAUUUAAAUGCGAGACAUGUGGCGAUGGAUUCCCUUCCCGAUCAGCCCUGCGCACCCACGCAACAACGCAUUUAAGUACUGAAGAACGGUCAACCUGGUGUGUAGAUUGCGGGACCAAAUUUGCGGACAUGAAGUCGUACAGAGCACACAUCCGAAGGCACAAACUCGACAAAAAGGAGAUGCUAUGUAAGUUUUGUCAAAAAAAAUGGCCAACAUUAGCAGACUUAAGAAAACAUAUGCGCACACAUUUAAGCUCUAGCUCAGUGGCGCACAAGUGUGAUAAAUGUGGCAAAGGCUUCACAAGCCCGCAGCUAUUAAAGAAACAUUUAAAUGAAACUCAUAAUGUGACUAACUCAAGUAUCCACAUCAAUCGAAACACGGUAAAGAAACAGAUAUACACGUCUAAGAUUUGCCGACAAAAUCAAUCUCGUGUCAGUUGCGAUGAUUGCGGUGCAAAGUUCUUUCGGAAAACAUCACUGCGUAAGCAUAAACGGCUGAAACAUGAUCGAACUGCCUGUGCAUCAUAGAAAAACAAAUAGUAAUAUUGAGUAUUAUAAAUAACGCCUUAGGCAAAAUGUAGAGUAGAUUUUUCAAAAAAUAAAACCACAUUAAAAGUGUUUUGUUUUAUUGGUUA
This is a messenger RNA of Eupeodes corollae, 2444 nucleotides long. RefSeq names its product histone-lysine N-methyltransferase PRDM9-like. Gene Ontology annotation, cellular component: chromosome. Gene Ontology annotation, molecular function: chromatin insulator sequence binding. The transcript has 3 exons. Bases 202 to 2337 code for a protein of 711 amino acids. NCBI's taxonomy places the organism in Eukaryota, Metazoa, Arthropoda, Insecta, Diptera, Syrphidae. The record is from RefSeq and is a predicted model, not a curated record. Gene Ontology annotation, biological process: regulation of transcription by RNA polymerase II.